Molecule: messenger RNA, 3546 nt
Organism: Nylanderia fulva
Lineage: Eukaryota; Metazoa; Arthropoda; Insecta; Hymenoptera; Formicidae
Gene: Sld5
Product: DNA replication complex GINS protein SLD5
Biological process (GO): double-strand break repair via break-induced replication; DNA-templated DNA replication
Cellular component (GO): GINS complex
Source: RefSeq, a predicted model, not a curated record
AAAUUCAAAUAUUCGAUCGAUAUAUAAAUCGAUAGUCACGAGUUCGAGAUCCACGUGAUCUCGUGGGAAAUUCGAAGAUUAUAUUCAAAAUGGCCAGAGAAUUUAUCGGUUUGCGCGCCUUUAUCGUAUGCGAUGGAUCAACGAUAGCGUCGUGAUGAUUUAUAUCAUAAACAAAUCUCGAAGAAAAGCAAUAAGUCAGCCAUGGAAGACAGUCUCGGUGACGAGAGUUUGUUGGAGGACAACGGAGAGGGCGAGUUGACAGCUCAGACGGCGCUCCAGAAAAUCGAGAACGCCUGGAUGAACGAGAGAUUUGCGCCGGAGAUCCUGCCUCAUCAGUCCGACCUGGUGGACUGCAUGCUGCAGCAGAUCGAUCACAUGGAGAAGAACGUCAAGAGGUUAGACAAGAGCGAUUUACGUGCCCUGGCCCAUCGGAUGGAGCUCGACCGGAUCAGAUACGUCGUCAGCAGCUAUCUGCGAAUACGCUUAGAGAAGAUUGAACGGUAUACGAUCCACAUCUUGUCGGAGGAAGCGAGCAGAAACUCGGACGAGGGCUUCUAUUUGACACCAGGCGAGCUGCGCUUCGCCAAGGAACACCUGGCCAAUUUGGAGACGCUGUUCAAGACGGUGGCGUUGCAGCAUAUGCCACCUAACUUCCAGCGAUUCGAGGUAAACAAGCUCACCGUUAAACCCAAUAUGCAAGCACACGUGUUCCUGCGUGCCAAUCAAAGAGUUACGGGUAUAAUUGUACCUGGAACUCUGAAUGAGGAAAUAGACUUUGAGGAAGGUUCGCAGCACAUCAUUCAAUACAGUGCUAUAGCACACUUGGUUAAAUCUGGUGUGGUGCAGUUGAUUUGAUAUUCUUAAGGUACCAUUUCAUGUGCAGCACGCUGCUACAGUAGUUUGUUGCUAUUAAUGAAGUUCAAUUGAACAAACAGCAAAGCAGAAGAACACGCAACUAGUUGAUUCUCUACUUAUUUUAUUAGUUAAAUAAUGAAUUUUAAGAACAAAAAUAUGCUCUAAUAAAUUUUGAUCACGUGAUUGAUUUGCUGCUGCAGUAUUCUGCGUAUGAAAAGACAUUUUAAAUCAAAGAGGAAAGGUCAAAAGAUAAAGGUUGUGAUAUUUCUCUCUUUUGUAGAGAAUAUAUAUUUGUGUAUUUAUAUAUAAUAUAAAAUUUCAAUGCAUAUAUAAGCUCUUCUGUAUUUUAUUGUCACAUAAUAUAUAUAAUAUCAAAAUUUAUAUUAACCACAUUAAGUUUAAGAGAGAGACAAGAAACUAUAUGUAAAGUACUAGAAUUAGAAAUAUACAAUCUUUCGUUUCUUAAUUAAAAUUUAGCAUAAUUAUUUGAUAUUAUGCAGUAUUAUUAUAUUAACAAAUGAUAAAAUUAUAAUUCCAUAUACAUAAUCAUGAUUAAUACUGACUACUAUAAUAUCUAGGAAGAAUUUAAACUCUUGCAAUACUUAGAGUGGUUACAGUGGUUAAUAAAUAAUAUUGAUAUUAUUGAGAUCUUUCCUUCAAUUUUGAUAUUAUAUAAUAUACAAUAAAAAUUUUCUUGUAAACAGAAAAAGUAAUAAGUGCACUUCUUUAUGAAUUAUCACACUUUCAGACUAUAUAUAAAUAUGUAUAAAAAAUAUAAGUACAGACAUUUAAAACGUUCUAAUAUUUUUAAAUGGAUCUACUGAGUUAUUAAAGAUUAAAAUACUAACAUUAAAGAUUAAAAUAAAAAAUGCUUUGGAUCAAAAAACUAAGUACAAAAAUACAUGAAUAUAUUUUUUGUUUUUAUCAAAGAAAUGUUCUUGUUAUAUUUUCACAAGAAAUUAUGUGUGCUGUUGCUCAUAAGCCUGUAAAAGAAAUACCAUGCAUUAAUAUCUUUAAUUACAUUCAAUCACGAUAAUAGAACAAUAUCGUGUAAUGUAGCAACUAUUAUUAAUCUAGCAAUUUACCAUUUUGGCAGUCUGUUUAAGUUGUUCAGCCAUUAGUUUUCCAGUUUCUUGUACCAUGCUGCUAAAAUGACCCUUUUCAUUUUGUAAUAGAACAUAUGGGUGAUCGAAUUCUAGCAUUUGACCAUGAUCCAUUAUCAACACUUUAUCGCUGUCCAUUAUAGUGUUCAAUCUAUGCGCUAUUGUUAGUACCGUGCAGGUUUUGAACUUCUUCCGGAUCGUCGUUUGUAUCAGCGUGUCCGUCGCAGGAUCGACAUUUGCGGUGGCUUCAUCAAGUACGAAAAUUUUAUUAUCUUGUAAAAUCGCGCGUGCCAGACAAAUCAAUUGUCGUUGACCGGCGCUUAAGUUAACACCGCCCUGUUCGAUGGAAUGGUCCAAGGAGGUCAUUGUAUCUUUCAAUUCCACCUCUUCCAAGGCACUCCAUAGAUCGGCAUCGUUAAAUUUAUGAAACGGAUCGAGAUUAUCUCUUAAUGUAGCGGAGAAUAACAUUGGUUCCUGCGGUAUUAUCGAGAUCUUGUUUCUUAAAUCAUGAAGACCAAUUUUCUUCGUGUCAACUUUAUCGAUGUAAAUAGCACCGUCGAAUUUCGCCAUAUGGAACAAAGCGGCGAUCAGAGAAGAUUUCCCAGCUCCAGUGCGACCCACUAUUCCGACCUGAAUUUAUAAUUAUUUAGAAUUAAAUUACUUAGAAUAAUUUGAGAAAAAUAUUGUAUAUAUAAAUAAGAUUAUAAUUUGUGUAACAAAUAAUUGCGUACUUUCAUGCCAGGUUCUAUGAUAAAAUUCAAAGAUUUAAGUACGGGCGGCUUUGAUUCGACAUAUCGAAGAGAAACACAAUCGAAUUUAAUCUCUCCCUUGGCAGGCCAAUCAUUCGAUGGUUUAUCCGUAGGAUUACUUUCGAAUGGGCCCUCUUUCUCGAGUUCGGUGAAUUGCAAUACUCUUUCCACGCUUGUCAUCUGCGUGAUCGUUUCGGCUGUUUGACGUAUCCCAUAUUGCACCAUACCGCAUAAAAUAAGUACUUGUGAAAUUGCUAAACCGACAUUUCCGGCGAAAGUAUUUCCUGAGAAAGAAAGAAGCUUAAUUAAAAAACCAAUUCCUAAAUAUUAUAUACUGAAUAUACAUAUGCAUUAGUUAGUAGUUGCGACAAAGAUUUACCAUCGUCUAACGCGACGAAACUAUAUGUAACGAGAGCGAUGAAACCAAUAGUCACUAUGUCUAACGCAAAACCGAACAUUGUACCAGUUGCGAUAAUUAGCGAGUAAGUACUAGUGUGUAAAUCUUGGUGUUCGUCGAACUGUUUGCGAACCAUUUCCUGAGCAUCGGCCGAACGUAUCGUCGUCAAACCUGACAAUGUGGAGUUAACAUGCGAGAAAACGGGACUUUUUGCUGAAAAUUUAAUUAAAUAAAUAUCAGUUUAGAGGAAAUACGAAAAUUAUGGAUUUUAUAUUUUUCUAAAAAAAGAAAAGGAAGCUCUUACCAUUUCCUUCUAAUCGUUUGAUAUUCUGUGCUGUUGGAACGUAAAUCUUCCUUAUCUCAUUGUACAAAAUACUCAUAAUGAUUGUAGGGAAUAUCAGCCACCAAUUGAUAAUAAAUAUUUGUAUUAGAAUUCCAAUCA